Hevea brasiliensis (rubber tree) is the source of this 1412-nucleotide messenger RNA. RefSeq lists its product as uncharacterized. The transcript is spliced from 7 exons. NCBI's taxonomy places the organism in Eukaryota, Viridiplantae, Streptophyta, Magnoliopsida, Malpighiales, Euphorbiaceae. The record is from RefSeq and is a predicted model, not a curated record. Bases 717 to 1217 code for a protein of 166 amino acids.
GGCUACAAUCGAAUUGGAGCAAAAUCAGAACUGAAGGGAGGAAAGAUUUCAUUUUUCUUUUUGGGGCUUUUUUUUUUUUAAUUUCUUUUUUAAUUGACAAAAUCCUACCAAUUAUUGUAUCUGAUAUCCAAAAAAUCGUUCGCAGCAGAUAUGACUUCUCUUCUUCUUCAACCUCUUCCCGCGCUCUCUUCCUCUGUUUUCCUCCAAAAUUCUGGCUAUGUCCCUUCUCCGACCUCUGUAAAAACCAAAAGAAUUCUUCAAUCAAGACCCCUCACUACUACGUUACUUGCCCUUACUGAAUCACCUGACUCUUCCCAAUCCCCUCAAUCCCUCCUCCUCCUCCAGCUCUCUGUAAUGAUUACUAUGUGCAUAUAUUUGUAUGAACAUGCUCAUACAAACAUUUCAUAGUUACAUUGUAAAUUUGACUCCUUUUAUGGUUGCAGGAUUGCUUUGAUCUUCCGUCGGAGUAUUUUGAGCAAUUACCUCGUGAUCUUCGAUUAGAUUUAAAUGAUGCAGCUUUCGAUCUUUCAAAUGGACCAGUCAUUGAUGAGUGUGGUCAAGAGCUGGGAGAACUCCUGUUAAAUCUCUCUCGAGCAUGGGAAUUAGCUGACACAUCAACUUCCCGUGCUUUAGCUAGCAAGCUCCCUAUGCUGGAGGGUACUUUGACAAAUAAGGCCAAGGCAGGCAAGAAUUGAAGCAUAAACAAUUGAUGCUGGAUGCAUGUUAAAGAGCUUGUUUUGAAGCUUACUUCAUUUUUUCGCUGUUUAGCAUUUGGAAAGCGUUUGGUAUCUGCUGGAAGGAGGUUCCAAUCAAUGGGACAGUAUGGCCAGGGUGAAAUGCAGAAGAUUGCGCAAGCAAUGAUAACAACUGGAAAACUUCUGUCUGCAAGUCCAAUACCAACAACUCCAGACGAGGAGCCAAAGAAAGAAACCAGAGUCUUCAAGUUUGGAGAACUUCAGGUUGAAGUAACACCAGUGAAAGCCAAUAUUGGAGCUGUAAUUGGAGUUGCUUUUGGGAUUCUUUCAUGGGAACUAGCCCAGGGUAUUCAAAGCAUACCAGAGAGCUCCUUGCAGUAUCCGAAUGACAAUGCUAUACUGCUGGCUAAGUCUCUAAGGGGAGCUUUGCUUGUGCUUUUUUACUCAUCUACAUUUUUAUCUGCUUUUACCUCUGUGGGACUUUUCUUGCUUGGAAGACAACUCAAGUCAAAGGAAAAGUGAGCUUCUGUGGUGCAAACUUUCAGUUCAUCGGAUCCUCUAACAUUGAUGUGUGAAGUAUUGGGUAUUUCUGUCUGACAAUGGCCCAAGAAAUCAUGGAUGUACCAUACUAUGGAAUCAUAAUUGUGUAAUCAUUUUCUGGUUUUGAUGCCUUUGAAAACUGUAUCAUAGAUGGUAGUGUGAGUUGAAAUUUUACUA